AUGAAUGGAAGUGUUGCUUUGGUGUGGUGUCUCAUGGCGGUGGCAGCUCGAGCCGCGGUUGGUAACCUAGACUGUGGUCGGACUUGUCUUUCGGGGGCGAUCACUUCCUUCCCGUUCUGCGCCGUCGACCAGCUGGAUUGCCAAUGCGGCCCCAACGAGGACGACAUAGGUGCGAGGGCCGGGAACUGUAUCGAUGCUCAGUGCGGACCUAGCCCUGUUCAGCUCCGGGAUCAGGUUCUUUCCUCGUUCUCGGCGGUCUGUUCCUCGUUUCAUCGGCGAAAAACUUCGUCCCGGGCGGCAAGCCCUGUUCCUACCCAGGCCCGGACUACAUUCAUCACAACCGUUGUAGUCACCGACGGUUCAACUGGGCACGCUGAGACGAAGACAGUCACAGAGACGGUCGGAUUGGAACCUCCAUUGACUGACAGUGUGACUUCCAGUGUACUGUCUCCAGCAACCCCGUUUACGGAUACGUACACUAGGCUCGCCACAACAUCUCCAGCUCAGCCUUCGCAGCCCGCAGGCACUGGUGACAGCGGCACUCCAGGUCUCGCCAAGAAGUACCAGAUCAUUAUCGGCACCAUGGUUCCUGUAUCCGUGAUAGUCACCACCUACCUGGUGUACCGAUUGCACAUACGGCUGCGGAUUUCUAGCUCCCGCGAUCGAUCUGACCCGAGGGUCGACGGGGUGAACCAGACGACGCAGACCGAAGGGCCCAGCUGGCCAGUCGGCCCUAGUUGCUUUGGCCGAGGCCUCGGCUCAGGUGCCCCGGGUAGAGUGAGGGAGACGCAUAACCUUCGGCCUUCCAGGGGCUGUGAAGGGGUGGAAUGCCGAGACACAUACAGCGAGAGGCGUCUUACAGUGCAUGCCAUUCGGCAUUAA
Molecule: messenger RNA, 882 nt
Organism: Neoarthrinium moseri
Lineage: Eukaryota; Fungi; Ascomycota; Sordariomycetes; Amphisphaeriales; Apiosporaceae
Exons: 2
Coding region: 1-882 (293 amino acids)
Source: RefSeq, a predicted model, not a curated record